AAGCGGAUGAUGUGUAUGUUUAGUGUCUUGUUGGUGUUUUUAAGAAGCUACAUGGCGUUAGAUACAUCCGAGAGACGAAGCCGUGACGCCAGUCAGCCUCCGAGCGGUGAAAGUUCGUAACCGAAUCCCCGCGGACGGUUUGUUUCCCGGCUGACCCGCAGACCGCGGUGGGGGGAGAGUAGAUGGGGCUCCGUACCACCGGAGGAUGGAGGACCUAACCGGGGGUCGUCAUGUCUUCCCUGACGGUGUGGCGCUACACCAGCGGCCGUGUCCUCGGAGGAUGGGGCCCGCUGCUGUGCGUCGCGCUGGGCUCCCUGGUGGCCCUCCUGAUGCCCCUGGUCCGGGUGGAGGAGCGCUGCUGCGCCUCCCUGAAGGGCAUCGCCCAGCUGCGGUGCCAGCUGCUGGGGAGCUCCCCGCAGCCUCCCGCCGCGCAGUCCACCAGCCUCACCGUCCCCUUCACCGCGCUGGAUGUGCUGCCGCAUAAAUCCAAGCCCAGCAAAGAGAUGGUGCUGGAGGCCAAAGCGGCGCUGCAGCAGGCUCUGGAGAUGAAAAAACUGGGAAAGAGGGAGAAGGCCCACAAGCUGCUGGUGCAUGCGCUCAGCAUGAACCCAGACUUUGUGGACGCCCUGACGGAGCUGGGGACCAUUCUGGAGGAGGAGAAGGACGUCGUCCAGGCGGACCACCUCUACACCAAAGCUCUGGCCAUCUCGCCGUGCAACGAGAGAGCUUUGGUCAGCCGCGACCGAACCCUUCCCCUGGUGGAGGAGAUCGACCAGCGUUAUUUCAGUCUCAUCGACAGUAAAGUGCAGCGGCUCAUGUCCAUUCCUAAAAGCAACUCCGCGCUCCGCCGGGUGAUGGAGGAGACGUACUACCAUCACAUCUACCACACCGUGGCCAUCGAAGGCAGCACGCUCACCCUCUCCGAGAUCCGUCACAUCAUCGAGACGCGCUACGCCGUCCCGGGAAAGAGCCUCCAGGAGCAGAACGAGGCCAUCGGGGUCGACGCCGCCAUGAAGUACAUCAACACCACACUCCUGUCCAGGUCCGGCGCCAUCACCGUCGGGGACAUCCUGGAGAUUCACCGGCGGGUGCUGGGCUACGUGGACCCGGUGGAGGGGGGCAGGCUUCGCACCAACCAGGUGUUUGUGGGCCACCACAUCCCGCCCCACCCCCAGGACCUGCAGAAGCACAUGCAGGAGCUGGUGCAGUGGCUCAACUCUGACGAGGCCCUGCAGCUGCACCCCGUGGAGUACGCCGCUCUCGCCCACUACAAGCUGGUGUACGUGCACCCGUUCGUGGACGGCAACGGACGCACGUCCCGGCUGCUCAUGAACCUCGUGCUCAUGCAAGCACGGUACCCGCCGAUCACGAUCCGGAAGGAGCAAAGGGCGGAGUACUACGCAGCUCUGGACACCGCCAACGAGGGGGACGUCCGGCCCUUCAUCCGCUUCAUAGCCAAAUGUACAGAAAUAACCCUGGACACUCUGCUGAUUUCCACGACGGAGUACGCCGUCGGGCUGCCGGGAGCCGGCCAGGACCAGGCCUGUCCCGACUGCAAACAGACAAUCCCGGCCCACACCUGAGCCGGGCGGGAACAGGGAAAAGAAACCAAACGUCUGCAGGGAUAACAGCCGAAAAAGCUUUUUCACAUUGAUUUAUAUUGGGCAUGAUCAAACCUCUCCGGGCCUGUCAUCAGUCUUCAAGAAGGGAUAUCAUGUUGACAGAGUGGAGGUUUAUACAAACCGUGUUUGUGUGAAUUAAAGGAGAUAAAUUUGAAUCAUUUUAUUGUGAUUUAACUCUUGCCAACGGGACGAAAACGGCGAUUUCCACUGCAGAUGUGUCGUGUGACAGUUAGAUCUCGGGAUAAAGAUGUCUUCUACACUGUAACGCACUUUGACUUGGAUUAUUUAUUUGAAAAUAAAGAGUUUUGUUAAC
Messenger RNA from Salarias fasciatus (jewelled blenny), 1935 nucleotides. It is a transcript of the gene ficd, whose product is annotated as FIC domain protein adenylyltransferase. Bases 231 to 1583 code for a protein of 450 amino acids. The transcript is spliced from 2 exons. Gene Ontology annotation, molecular function: protein binding. The record is from RefSeq and is a predicted model, not a curated record. Lineage: Eukaryota; Metazoa; Chordata; Actinopteri; Blenniiformes; Blenniidae.